AUGAAGAAGAACUCUACCCCUGGCAAGGAUGGCAUUGACUAUUUGAUGUUGCAUCAUCUUCCGCCUUCUGCGAGAAUUCUCCUACUCCGAUUUUUCAACCAGUUACUGCAGGAGGGGAAUCCACCAUCUUGUAUGAAGACUUCUUUCAUCGUACCGGUUCCUAAGAAGAAUUGCCCUGCCAAUGUCUCCACCAGCUAUCGGCCCAUCACAAUCACUCCGUGCAUUACAAAGAUUUUUGAAAGAAUGGUAAAGGAGCGGAUUGAAAAAUCUAUUGAGGAGCAGUUGAACAGAGCUCUCACUUUCGGUUUUCGGAGAGGGAGAUCUAUCUCCGAUUGUCACACUCUUCUGACCGGUCAUAUAUACCGAGCAUUUAACAGGAAACAGUUCACUCUGGUUAUCUUUCUCGACGUCUCUAACGCAUAUGAUUGCGUUGAUCUGGGCAUCCUUUGGCAAGACUUGCUAGACGUCGGAAUACACAGGAACCUAUGUAACCUGAUAUAUCAACUAUACCGUCAUAGAUCAGUGGUAAUUACAGGAUCUUCCGGAACAGAGUUCAGGAAAAACGUGACCAAUGGCCUUAUUCAGGGCUCACCCCUGAGUCCCCUUCUUUUUCUGCUGUACUCAUUGUGCCCACCAAACUUGUUGGCACAUAGUGUUCACCUUAUACAGUAUGCAGACGACUUUGCGCUGCUCUGCUCGGGGAAGAAUGUCAACCAGAUGGUUGACCUAAUUAAUACAUGUCUGAUUGGUUUGAAUAACUGGCUAAGGGCACGCAAUCUCAAAAUUAAUGCCCUAAAGUCAGCAGCUAUUAUUUUCUCCAAAAGUAUAAUUCCCAUUAAUGUGAACCCUAUUACUAUUGGCUCACAAACCAUUGAAUGGAAGUCUCAGGUGAAAUAUCUGGGGGUCACUUUUGACCAAAAACUUAAGUGGGGUAAACAUAUAGACCACAUGUGUGAUAAGGCUAUAUCCCAAUCAAAAAUCAUCAAGAGCCUCUGUCGACCCUCAUGGGGUUCACACCCCUCUACGUUGCUUAACGUCUAUAGGGGACUUGUCAGGCCGCACUUGGACUUUGGUGGGAUUUUGUAUGGUAGGUGUGCCAAGAUGCAGUUGCUGAAGUUAGACAGAGUGCAGUUUUCGGUUAUUCGAACUGCACUCGGACUGAUGAGAUCAUCCCCAACCAAUGUUAUACUUGCUGAAAGUGGAGAACUUCCCCUCCAAUCGAGGAGACUAUGGCUGGCUCUGAAAUAUGUAACAAAAAUUUUUAGAUUUUCCAAUCACCCUCUACUGCAAGUGAUAGGAGACCCAAGUGAGCUGGAAGACCUGUGGUUUAAUGGCACAAUUCCCGGCUAUAUAGAAGCUUGUAAGGUCUUAAAAAAUAGGAGAAAACUUAUUUGGAGUGCGCAAUAUCUUCCUUAUUUUCUAACGGAGAUCAAGAUUCUCACCGACAAAUUCAGUGGAUAUACUGACAUUUACACGGAUGCCUCCAAAUCUCGUGACCCUGACUCCGUCGGAUAUGGGGUAUGGAUCCCGACUAGAGCAGUGAAAGUGUGCGGCAGACUUCCAGAUCACUGGUCUGUCUAUACCGCUGAAACAUAUGCGAUAUGCAGGGCCGUCCAAAUGAUCAUAGAUAGGAACCUCACCAGAGCGGUGAUUAUUUCUGAUGCUCUAGGAGUUCUCAAUAAGUUAAAACAUGGAAACAUUAAUGCCAACAUUGAUAUCGUAACAGUUAACACCUUGAUAUUGUUGGCGAGAGCAAGAUCUUUGGGGAUGAGAGUUGCUCUGAUGUGGAUACCGCCACUCAUAUCAAAUGAAUCUACCAUUAAAGACAUAAUCGAAAUGGCAGAAGAGUGGAGCAAAAAAUUUCCUCAAUCCAACGACAUAAUCCUCAAAACUAAAAUAGGAUACCUACUGAAGACAAACAAAGAUAAAAAAGAAGUAGUAGAAGCGCUAGAAGACAUGAUGAAAAAGAAAAUUAUAACAAAAUUCAACGAAACAAAACCUUACAACAAACCAAAAGAGAGAAACGAACCACAAAAAACAUUCUCAGUAGUGAUUGCAGGGAUAGAAAUAUGUCAUUGUAAAGAAACAUUGUUAUUGAUAAUUAUUGGUAUCAUGAGUGAAGAAGGUGUAUCUGAUAUUGAUAAAAGAGCAGCCGAAGUAGGUGAAGAAUUGUUACCACCGAAAUCUAGAAAACUAUACGAGCAGCAGUACGAUGCUUUUAAAAAGUGGUGCCGCUUAAAAAAUGUGAGACAACCUACUGAAAAUGUGCUGAAAUAUUUACCCAGUACAUAA
Messenger RNA from Harmonia axyridis, 2292 nucleotides. RefSeq lists its product as uncharacterized. The coding region runs from base 1 to 2292 and encodes 763 amino acids. The transcript has 4 exons. NCBI's taxonomy places the organism in Eukaryota, Metazoa, Arthropoda, Insecta, Coleoptera, Coccinellidae. The record is from RefSeq and is a predicted model, not a curated record. Gene Ontology annotation, molecular function: nucleic acid binding.